Messenger RNA from Cyprinus carpio (common carp), 866 nucleotides. RefSeq names its product phosphatidylinositol N-acetylglucosaminyltransferase subunit Y-like. The coding region runs from base 496 to 711 and encodes 71 amino acids. Lineage: Eukaryota; Metazoa; Chordata; Actinopteri; Cypriniformes; Cyprinidae. The transcript has 2 exons. The record is from RefSeq and is a predicted model, not a curated record.
UUUACAGACGCGCAAAGUUCAGCGCUUCCGGUUCACUGUUGGCGUCGUCUGUCAAACGAGUGAAACAAGUUUAGUUGUUUUUAGCCAUACAUGUGUUUUCGGAUAUGUCUCAUGCUUUGAGGAGACUUGCCACUGGAGUUUUUAGCGCGCAGAGAUCUGUGAGGGUCCGGCCACUCUUGCGUCCAGUGAGCGCCGCGAAGAUCCAAGGACCACAGCGCAGCCGCAGCGACGGAGUGAAGGACACGGAGAGUCAGCCGUUCGAUGAGUCCCUCCUGGAGUUUCUUGUGUGUCCACUGUCCAGAAAACCCCUGAGGUAUGAUGAAAGGAGCAACGAAUUAAUAAACGAAGAGCUUGGUAUUGCAUAUCCCAUCAUUGAUGGCAUUCCUAACAUGAUCCCACAAGAUGCAAGAAUGAUCCAUAAGAACAAAGAGGCUGAAAAACCCACUCAAUCUUGAAUUUAUAAAGCAAAUUUAUCAUUAUUCGUUUUCUGCCACUAUGUUUUUCUCCUUGUCUACAGUGACUGUUCUUGUCCCACUGAUAUCCUUGUCUGGACUGUUUUACUCGGCGGCCGUGGAUGACAAUUUCCCUCAAGGCUGCACGAGUGCAAGCAGCGUGUGUUUUUACAGCCUGCUGUUGCCUGUAACAAUUCCUGUUUAUGUUUUCUUUCACCUUUGGAAGUGGAUGGGAAUCAAGCUGUUUAGACACAAUUAAGACUGUAGUUUCAUUUUUUCCACAGAAUAUUUUAAUUGUACAAAUUGUUGUGAACAAUUCCUGCUUGUAAACACAGUGAAUAUUCAUAUUUAUGAACACUGAAUAAACAUUGAAGCGAACAAUGUAAAAUACAGAAUAAAACUGCAAAUAACAAA